Messenger RNA from Arabidopsis arenosa, 1514 nucleotides. NCBI's taxonomy places the organism in Eukaryota, Viridiplantae, Streptophyta, Magnoliopsida, Brassicales, Brassicaceae. The record is from the annotation of a GenBank genome assembly.
AUUUCUUGCAUCUCAAGUUCUUAUCAAUUCAUAACUUGUGAGCCAGAGCCAGUGUGAUUGAUCUUUGUUUCUACUUUGAUUCACGGUUAAGAGCGAGCACUUGAUAAUGCUGGAUAUCGAUCUAUAUCGAAGAAAUCCGGAGAUCAUCCGAGAAUCUCAGCGCCGGAAAUUCUCCAGCGUCCAAGUCGUUGAUGAUAUAAUCAUUCUAGACCAACUAUGGCGUCAGCGUAAAUAUGAUUAUGAUUGUGUCCAAAGAGUGUUCAACAAGAUAAACAAUUCUGUGGCCAAGCUCAAAAGAUCUGGUGCUGAUGCAACAGAGCAGAUUCAGCAAGCAGAGAUUAUCAAACAAGAAGCAACCAAGAAAGGUGUGCAAGUUGGUGAAGCUUUUACUGCUUUGCAAGACAAAUUGUUGACAGUAGGAAAUCUCAUCCAUGACUCGGUUCGAAUUUGUGACGAUGAGGCUUAUAAUGAAGAGAUCAACGUUUGGGGUGAAAAGCCGGUUGCGAAGCGAAAAUCCCAUGUGGAUCUCGUGGAGCUUCUCGAUAUUGUAGAUACCAAGAGAGGUGCUAAAAUAUCUGGAGCUAGAGGGUUUUUACUAAAAGGAUAUGGUGUUGCUCUUAACCAAGCUCUUAUCAAUUAUUCAUUAACCUUCUUAACAAAGAAAGGUUUCACAUGUAUACAACCUAAUUUUCUAAUGAGGAAGGAGGUCAUGGCAAAGUGCGCACAAUUGUCGCAAUUUGAUGAAGAACUCUACAAGGUGAUUGGUGAAGGAGAUUGUGAUGAGAAAUACCUUAUUGCAACUGCUGAGCAACCUCUUUGUGCUUACCAUCAAAAUGAAUGGAUCAACCCUAGUGAGCUUCCCAUAAGAUAUGCUGGUUACUCGACUUGCUUUCGAAAAGAAGCCGGUUCUCAUGGAAGAGAUACACUUGGCAUUUUCCGUGUUCAUCAGUUUGAGAAAGUUGAACAGUUUUGUAUUACGAGUCCUAAUGAUUCUUGGGAAAUGCUUGAGGAGAUGUUGAAAAACUCGGAAGAGUUUUACCAAUCGCUUAAACUUCCAUACCGAGUGGUGUCGGUUGUUUCUGGAGCUUUGAACAAUGCAGCUGCUAAAAAGUAUGACUUGGAAGGAUGGUUUCCUUCGUCAGAGACUUAUAGAGAGCUCGUGUCCUGUUCCAACUGUACAGACUAUCAGUCUCGAAGGCUUGGGAUCAGAUACGGUCAUAAAAAGAGCAAUGAUCAGCAGACUAAGAACAAGUAUGUUCAUAUGCUGAAUUCCACCCUUACCGCGACACAGAGGACCAUUUGCUGCAUUCUUGAGAACUACCAGCGAGAGGAUGGUGUGGAUAUCCCUGAGGUUCUUCAACCUUUCAUGGGGGGAGUGACGUUUUUGCCUUUCAAGAUGUGCAAGACCCAAGGCAAAAAAUCUACAGCUUGAUUGAUAUUUUGUGAUAUUUGUUGUUGGAGUUACUGCAACUUUGUUUUAUGUCAUUCGGAUUUCAUAAACUAUUAUUUGAAUU